Candoia aspera is the source of this 1124-nucleotide messenger RNA. RefSeq names its product peroxiredoxin 3 (gene PRDX3). Gene Ontology annotation, molecular function: thioredoxin peroxidase activity. NCBI's taxonomy places the organism in Eukaryota, Metazoa, Chordata, Lepidosauria, Squamata, Candoiidae. The record is from RefSeq and is a predicted model, not a curated record. The coding region runs from base 70 to 846 and encodes 258 amino acids. The transcript is spliced from 7 exons. Gene Ontology annotation, biological process: hydrogen peroxide catabolic process; cellular response to stress; response to oxidative stress. Gene Ontology annotation, cellular component: cytosol; mitochondrion.
CGCCCCAGUAUCGCCGUCUGCCAAACCCGGAGCGCGAUCCACCCACUUCAGUAGCUCUUCGAGGUGAAAAUGGCUGGUGUUACGGGGGCGCUCCGAAGGUUACUGAAACCCUCGGGUACUUGGACCCGUGCCACCUUAUGGAGGACAGGCGCAGUUGCCGGAAGGUGUUUAUCAACUGUUGCGAGCGGACGGAAGUGUACGGCUGACGCGACGCCGCCCGUCCCUCGAUUCCAUUUCAGUACUAGUGCCUCAAGGUUUGUUCCUGCCGUCACUCAACAUGCUCCGUAUUUUAAGGGGACAGCUGUGGUGGAUGGAGAUUUCAAAGAGCUCAGCUUAGAUGACUUUAAAGGGAAAUACCUGGUUCUUUUCUUCUACCCCUUGGAUUUCACUUUUGUAUGCCCAACAGAAAUUAUUGCUUUUAGCGACAAAGCAAAUGAAUUCCAUGAUGUGAAUUGUGAAGUACUUGCUGUAUCAGUGGACUCUCACUUCUGUCAUCUGGCCUGGAUAAAUACGCCACGAAAGAGUGGUGGUUUGGGCCAUAUGAAUAUCCCCCUUCUAUCAGAUUUAACAAAACAGAUCUCCCGAGAUUAUGGUGUUCUCAUAGAAGGCUCUGGGCUAGCAUUAAGGGGGCUUUUUAUCAUUGAUCCUAAUGGAAUCAUCAAGCAUUUAAGUGUUAAUGAUCUCCCAGUUGGUCGCAGUGUAGAAGAAACACUUCGCUUGGUGAAAGCAUUCCAGUAUGUAGAAAUGCAUGGAGAAGUCUGCCCAGCAAACUGGACUCCAGACUCCCCCACGAUUAAGCCAAACCCAGAAGCCUCAAAGGAAUAUUUUGCAAAAGUAAAUAAAUAGAAUGAUGAGCAAUACAGAUUAGUGAUUAAAUCUACUUCCUGAAGCCAGAAUCAAACAUCCUGUGAGACUAACCAUGAUUACAAUAAAAACCACAGAAUAUUUUCUACUUUGCUGUGAUGAAUGUCUAAGUGUUCACAGGGUUUUAGCUCUUCCAUAGGAGGUGAAUGAAUCUAAUCCCAAACUAGUUUAAACAGCACACACUUCCUGCACAUAAUACUAGAAAAUAAUUCUUUUUAAAAACCUUGAUUGCUUGAAAUAAAAAUAAUAUCUGGAUUCUA